GCGACUCGUGCAGUCGUGGUGUUGUAGCGGUGCAGCGACGGCCUCGAGACACGCGGUGGUGACGAUUGACGACCACACCGUAAUAUAUUAUUAUAGUUCUGUGCAAUAAUAAUAAUAAUUAUUAUUAUUAUUAUCGUCGUCGUUUCGCGUACACUGCAACAUAUUAUUCAUCCGCAUAAUACGCACAGAUCGUCGUAUACGCGAUAUUAAUAUUAGGUGCAGUGCAUUAACGCCGUCGACGACGUGUACCGCCGCCAAAUACGUUCAAUCUUGUAAAAAUACACACACUGCACCGGCUGUGCGUUUCGUCCGCGGCUCAAACCCGGCCCGGUCAAAUGAUGCUGGACAUACUGCACCGGCACGUCGUCAGGGACAUGGACGGAUUUCCCAGAAUCUCCAACUCAGACGGCGACUGUGGCGACGGCCCGGCGAGUUGCGAGGGCUGCGGUUCGAAGAUCGUGGACAGGUUCCUGAUGCGUGUUGGUACGAGCAGCUGGCACGAGCAUUGCGUCACGUGUACCGCGUGCGGCGUCCCACUGGCCAAGUCGUGCUACUACCGGCACAAUGGAUUGUACUGCAAAAACGAUUAUGACAGACUAUUUGGAGUCAAAUGCGGUCGGUGUGGCGAGCCUUUGGGAGCCAGAGAGUUGGUAAUGCGCGCCGGGCCCAGUCACGUCUAUCACGUGGGAUGUUUCGCGUGCGUGGCUUGCAUGCAACCAUUACAAAAAGGUCAGCAGUAUGUGGUCAAAGCUGGAGGCGGGCAACUGUUCUGCCGCACAGACUUCGAAAAAGAAAUAUUUCUCAUGCAACAGUCCGUUGGAAGUCCUCAACCAGAUGACAGUUUAACUUUGGACGAGAAUUGUAGGCCUCGAGACGGCCGUCGUGGUCCGAAAAGACCCAGAACCAUAUUGACUUCUGUACAACGACGGCAGUUCAAAGCUUCGUUCGAAGUCAGUCCAAAACCUUGUAGAAAAGUACGAGAAGCGCUGGCUAAAGACACGGGUUUAAGUGUGCGAGUCGUGCAAGUAUGGUUUCAAAAUCAGAGAGCCAAAAUGAAAAAAAUCCAAAGAAAGAGUAAACAGGACGAUAAAAAUACCAACAAUAAUAACGCUAACAAUACGGACAAAAAUGAAACUGAACACGCUACAAAUACCACGUCUAGCGUGUGUUCUGGAGAUCAUUACUUGAGCUUGAGUACGCUGAGCAUGCACGACAGCAGCGACUCGAACUAUCAGAACAGCCAGCCGCUGAACCCCAACAUACCGUACUCGCCCGAAGGUACGUACACCGGCGAACACUCUGUGGACAGUUUCUGCAGUUCGGACGUGUCCCUGGACGGCAGCACCACGGCGGCGGACGAGAUCGGCUCCGACACCAUGUCACUAGACCUGUCCGUCCACCACGGGACCCUCAGCCAAAACGUACACCACCCGAAUCACCAUCACCACCACCACCACCAUCACCAUCACGUGGGCGGUGCCGCGUCCGUGGUGCCGGGCCAGCAGAUCAACCCGAUCGACAAACUGUAUCUGAUGCAAAACUCGUACUUCAACAGUAGCGACCAUUAAACAGUAUAUUAUAUUUCUAUUGUAUAUCGUACACGCCCACACUCGUAUAGCGCGCGAUUAUUAUUAUUAUUAGUAUUGUAUCAUAUAUGGUUAUAUAUCGUCCAUCGUAAAUACAGGUGGUUACCGUGUCGUCGGAAAUUGGUUGGACUCGAUCGAUGGGUUAGAGUCGUGUCUUCGUCUCACUGUCCUACAUUAAUAUUACAUAUUAUUAUUUAUUUAUUUAUAUAUAUAUAUAUAUAUAUACUUACCUUACUUCAUCAUCAGCAUAGUUUAAUCUCUUCACAUUCACACACUACCCGUUUAAUAAUAUUCUUGAAAAACGUACAAUGUUUAUUGUAUUCUGUCUGUACCAUCAUGUACACUGCACUGCUGCGGAGUGUAACAGAAAUGCAUUUUGUCAAUUUUAUUCCUAUUGCGCCUCGUGGCUCGUGUACGAUGUCAUUCACCGUGCAUGCUGCAUACUAUUAUUAACGUCGUAUUGCCAAAGUCAAACAUGUAAUAUACCAAUAUACGUUACUAACUCGAUCGAUUACUGUACCGUUUUUGUAUCGUAUAUUAUCUCAUUUUAGUCCAUUACUAAAGACUUGUAUGUAAUACGCGGUUUUAAAAGAGCCCUCUAUACCAAAGUUUACUGUCUCCGAGUGGUUAUUUGCUUAGGUCUAAGAAAUUAUAAGUGUGUUGUAACUUCUGUAUAAUAUGAUUAUUAUUGAAUAUAUAUAUAUAUGUACGUGUGUAUAUACUGUCGUACUGUUUUAUUGAUGUUAAUUGUAUUUUAUCGCGCAUUAUUUAAUUUGAAAUCUAGACGAAUAAUUAAUACAUAUAGUAAUGUAGUUUCACUGUAGUAAAAACUAUGAACAUUUACUUAAAUUAAUAUAUUUAUGUUAGGUAGGUAUACAGACCUAUAGUAUAUACUAAUAUACUAUAAAUAUAUAUAAAUAGGUACACAUACAAGCUAUAUAUAUACUAAUCAAUAACGAUGUGGUAUUUAUUGUGGUUAUAAUGAAUAAUGUCCAUUUGAAAUUAUUGUCAACUCAUUUUAUGUUUACCUACUUAUAUUUAUACGUAUGUAAUUUUGUAAACUUAUUUAGUGCACUUAAAUCCACAAGUCAGACAAACGUUUAGCUACCUAGUUAUUUAAUAUGUGAAAAUACAGUGUAAACGAUUAAUGAAAUCGUAAAUAAAAAAAAAAAUGCUAAUCAGAAUAUAAUACUAUGUAAUAUAUAUUGUUAUUGUUUGUGCUAUUAAUUAAAAUAUUAAAAGAUA
Messenger RNA from Rhopalosiphum padi (bird cherry-oat aphid), 2831 nucleotides. RefSeq names its product LIM homeobox transcription factor 1-beta-like. The record is from RefSeq and is a predicted model, not a curated record. Bases 336 to 1568 code for a protein of 410 amino acids. The transcript is spliced from 7 exons. Lineage: Eukaryota; Metazoa; Arthropoda; Insecta; Hemiptera; Aphididae. Gene Ontology annotation, biological process: neuron differentiation; regulation of transcription by RNA polymerase II. Gene Ontology annotation, cellular component: nucleus. Gene Ontology annotation, molecular function: RNA polymerase II transcription regulatory region sequence-specific DNA binding; DNA-binding transcription factor activity, RNA polymerase II-specific.